Molecule: messenger RNA, 1558 nt
Organism: Aspergillus calidoustus
Lineage: Eukaryota; Fungi; Ascomycota; Eurotiomycetes; Eurotiales; Aspergillaceae
Source: the annotation of a GenBank genome assembly
AUGGCAGACUUUACCAAGCUACCUUCUUUCCCGUCGAAGCCUCGAGUAUUCAUUCUCUCAGACAUUGAAAAUGAGGCUGAUGACCAGGAGUCUCUCGUCCGGUAUUUGCUCUAUGCAAACGAAUUCGACACUCGUGGAAUCUGUGCCGUGACAUCAGCAUGGCUCCCGACUCGAACUGCCCCGGAAUCCAUGCGCAAGAUCGUCGAAGCGUACGGCAAGGUUGUCGGCAAUUUAAACCAUCAUGUUCACCCUGGUGCUCAGUAUCCUCCAGCGGAAGUUUUGAUGGAGCUUGUGACUGCUGGUGCCUCGGUAUACGGAAAAGAAGCACUCUCCCUACCCCUCAGCGAUGGCGCCAAAAUGCUACUCGACAGAAUCGAAGAGUCCAGCGACCCGCUCUGGGUAAUCAGCUGGGGCGGAACAAACGUCCUCGCAGAAGCGCUGCAGCACAUCCGUAAGACCAAACCCGCGGCUGAAGAGGCCGCACUACACUCCCGUCUACGCGUCUACACAAUUUCCGACCAGGACGACACGGGCGAGUGGAUCCGAAACACGUUCCCUGACGUCUUCUACAUCUCCUCCAUUCACGGCUUCGGCGCCUUCGACAUGUCUGCGUGGCAAGGGAUCUCGCACCCCCAUUCCGGCGGCGAUCUGUCGAAGGUGAGUCAGUCGUGGCUACAAACUCAUAUCCAGAGGGGUCCCCUUGGAGAUCUGUACCCGACGCCAGAGCAUAUUAUGGAGGGCGACACCCCUACGUUUCUAUACCUCAUCCAGAACGGUCUGGGACAUCCGGAGCGACCGGACUUUGGGAGCUGGGGAGGGCGGUAUCGGGCGAUUAACGUGGGCAGUGCGCACUAUGCCGACGUCGUUGACAGAGUCGUCGACCAUGAUGGCACCAAAGUCACAAACCAAAAGUCCACAAUCGCCCGGUGGCGGGACCAUUUCCAGAAUGACUUUGUCACGCGCAUGAGCUGGACGCUGACACCUGAUUUCGGCGCCGCAAGACAUCCCCCUGUCCCCGUUGUUGAUGGCCACCCUGGUCCAGGGUUACUGACACGCAGGGUCGUGUCGGGUGAGGUUAUAACGCUGGAUGCGUCAGAGUCCUACGACCCCGAUCACCCGGGGGAUACCUCAAACCUAGAGUUCCAGUGGUACCAAUACCUCGAGCCUACAAUCAGCCAUCCGAUCGGGGUUGAUGGGGUUCCAAACUGCAAUAUUCGGCCCCUUUCGCCGCCCUCCGGAACAGAUGGGGUGUUAUCGAUCAACGACGCCGGCUUUGAGAACGUCGCUCUUGGGUCGAGGGUUGAGAUUACCAUCCCUGAUGCGAAUAAACCUGGUGUCUUUAACUUGCCAGCGCACCAUUGGCUGGCGUAUACGGGCCUCACUGGAAUGGAGUAUCAUAUCAUCCUGCAGGUGUCUCAGAAAGACGCGGAGUUCCCUGUUAGAAGGUACUUGAGGAUUAUUCUAGAUGCUGGACUGUCCUAGAGCUCAAACAAGGCGUGAAGGCCAGGCUACUUGAUAGCAGAUGUGAAAAGCCAUGUAAGUGGAUACUAGGUCUGCC